Strongylus vulgaris is the source of this 801-nucleotide messenger RNA. The record is from the annotation of a GenBank genome assembly. Lineage: Eukaryota; Metazoa; Nematoda; Chromadorea; Rhabditida; Strongylidae.
UUACUUAAAGCUCGUGGUCUACCUCGUGAUGAAUGGCCAUUCUCGCUGGACCAGAUAAAGCGAAAUAUUGAUAAGGGGCGUUACCGGCGCUUAGAUCGAUUUCAAAGAGAUUUCUUCGAUCUUUUUGAUCGGGCCCGUGAGCUCAGCAGGAGUGAUUCAAAGCUUUUCGAAGAUGCCACAGAACUGCAGCUAGCUUUUAUUAAAGAAAGGGAUACUCAGUGUAAAGGAAUUCUUGUUUCAACUGCUUUCACUGCUAUAGAAAACGAUGUGUUGGAGGCAGUAGAAAAGCUCCGAAAAUCCAAAAUGCAUCAAGAGGCAGAGAUCCAGCGGCGUGAAAGCAACGAUCAAGAGAUUGAAAAACAGGAAGGAGAGGUUGACUUGGAUUCGCUGAACUUCGAUGGUAUUGAGUAUACAAUACCGUCGUAUGCCUACAUUUCUCGAACUGAUGACAACCAUCGCGCUCCACCUCACAUUAUCAGGGUGGAACGGAUUUUCAAGACUGAUACUGGAGAAAUGAUGGUGAGAGGAAAGUGGGUCUAUCGGCCGCAUGAAACUCUGCAUUUAGCCAAUCGAAAGUUUAUCGAAAACGAGGUUUUCAUCACUCCAUUUAUCGAUACCGUACUUGCCGAACGGCUCAGUGGCCUUUGCAUGGUGGUAUCUGUGAAAACCUCGUUACAUAAUGUAGUCGAAGGAGUCAAUCCAAGCGAUCUUUAUGUUUGCGAAUGCCGGUAUCUAGGAAAACCGCGAUACUUUGCUAAAAUCAAGACAUGGCCUUUCCCUGAAGAUGAGGAGAAGUUGAAA